AUGAUUCAAGCUGCACACAUUGGUAUCGGUAUCUCAGGUGUUGAAGGUCUUCAAGCAGCACGUUCGGCCGAUGUUUCGAUUGCGCAAUUCCGGUACCUUCGCAAGCUGUUGCUCGUCCACGGAGCCUGGUCAUAUCAAAGAAUCUCCAAGAUGAUCUUGUAUUUCUACUACAAGAACACGGCACUUUUCAUGACCCAAUUCUGGUACUCUUUCCAAAAUGGCUUCUCUGGAGAAGUCAUCUUCGAAUCCUGGACGAUGAGUUUCUAUAACGUCCUCUUCACAGUGAUGCCUCCCUUUGUUCUUGGUAUUUUUGACCAGUACGUUUCAGCUCGUUUGCUCGAUCGAUACCCUCAACUCUACCAACUCAGUCAGAAGGGUGUGUUCUUCAGAAUGCAUUCCUUCUUCAGCUGGGUAGCAAACGGCUUCUACCACUCUCUCAUCCUUUACUUUGUCUCUGAACUUAUCUGGUUGUGGGAUGCACCACAAAGCGAUGGCAAGAUUGCUGGACACUGGGUCUGGGGAACGGCUCUCUACACAGCAGGUCUCAUCACUACCCUUGGUAAAGCAGCACUCAUCACCAAUCUGUGGACCAAGUACACUGUGAUUGCGAUACCUGGCAGUCUUGCAGUCUGGUUCAUCUUCUUGCCCAUCUACGCGACUGUUGCACCCAAGCUCGGAUUCAGCAUGGAGUAUGCUGGCGUUGUUCCAAGACUGUUCCCCAGUCUUACAUUCUGGUUGACGAUCAUUGUUCUUCCCAUCCUUUGCCUUCUCAGAGAUUAUGCCUGGAAGUAUGCCAAGCGCAUGUACUACCCCCAAGCCUACCAUCACGUUCAGGAAAUCCAGAAGUACAACAUCCAGGACUACCGACCAAGGUACGUAUUUUCAUUUUGGUUCGCGUUCCAGAGGCCCACUGACAUCGAAAUANGGAUGGAGCAAUUCCAAAAGGCAAUUCGCAAAGUUCGUCAAGUACAGCGCAUGCGCAAACAGCGUGGUUACGCAUUUUCGCAAACCGAUGAAUCGCAAGCCAGAGUUUUGCAGGCUUACGACACGACGAGAGAAAGAGGAAGAUAUGGUGAGAUGGCAAGUAGCAGGGACUAA
Messenger RNA from Aureobasidium vineae, 1098 nucleotides. The record is from the annotation of a GenBank genome assembly. Lineage: Eukaryota; Fungi; Ascomycota; Dothideomycetes; Dothideales; Saccotheciaceae.